Messenger RNA from Oreochromis niloticus (Nile tilapia), 2781 nucleotides. RefSeq names its product extracellular calcium-sensing receptor-like. Lineage: Eukaryota; Metazoa; Chordata; Actinopteri; Cichliformes; Cichlidae. Bases 1 to 2589 code for a protein of 862 amino acids. Gene Ontology annotation, cellular component: plasma membrane. Gene Ontology annotation, biological process: G protein-coupled receptor signaling pathway. Gene Ontology annotation, molecular function: G protein-coupled receptor activity. The transcript is spliced from 11 exons. The record is from RefSeq and is a predicted model, not a curated record.
AUGGGUAAACCAGUGGGAUUGCAGGGGGUGCAGGUGACGGUGUGCUCCCAGUUGGGUGCGCCAAGCAACAGGGGUGUCUUCCAGGAUGGAGAUGUGAUUAUCGGUGGACUCUUUAGUUUGCAUUACAUACCUUCAGCUGUAGAACAGGUCUACACCAGACUGCCACAUUAUGAACCUUGUACUGGUUUAGAAUUACAAGCACUAAAAUAUAUGUAUGCUAUGGCAUUUGCUGUGGAGGAAGUAAAUCAAAACAGCGCUCUGCUACCAGGAAUAAAACUAGGUUAUCAUAUACUUGAUAGCUGUGGCCGAUACCCCUGGGCUCUGCAAAGUGCUCUCUCACUGGUUGGAGGAGACAGACACAACUGCAAUUUAACAGCCUCUACACUUUAUUCUGAAGCUUAUGAACAACCUGGAGAGACACCUGUUCCUUUACUCAUUGGAGGUCAUGCAUCUACAACAGGAGUGAUACUGUCCAGGAUCCUAGGGCCUCUCUCUGUACCAGUGAUCAGCUACUUGGCUAGCUGCCCCUGUCUUAGUGACAGGUCCAACUUUCCUAACUUCUUCAGAACAAUCCCCAGUGAUAUUUACCAAGCUCGAACCAUGGCACAACUGGCCAUACGCCUCAACUGGACUUGGAUUGGAGCUGUGCUUGCGAACAAUGAUUAUGGUCAAAUGGCAAUACAGGCAUUUCAGGAAGAGAUUAAGGGGAAAAGGGUGUGUUUAGAAUUCAUUGAGACUGUCCACAGAGAAACUAUUGUGAGUGAUGCCAGACGGGUGGCGCUUACGAUCCAGUCUUCAACUGCAACUGUGAUUCUGAUCUUUUGCUGGUAUACAGAUGUACAGAAAAUAUUUGUGGAACUUGCCAAGAGAAAUGUGACUGGCAGACAGUUUCUGGCCAGUGAGGCCUGGAGUACCAGUGACGAUCUUCUCCAAGAUAUUACCAUCUCUAAGGUGGCAAGUGGGGUUCUUGGUGUUGCCAUUCGGAGUUCAACAAUACCUGGAUUUGAAAAUUAUCUAAAAAAGUUGAGCCCAUCUCAUCAUCCUAAUGAUGACUUUUUGAGAGAAUUUUGGGAAAAGGAGUUUGGAUGCAGUGUUGUGAAUGCCUCACACAAUAUUUCUACUUCAUCCCAUGUGAAAAAAGCUUCUCUACCACCCUGCAGUGGGAUAGAGUCCAUAAAUGAAGUGCAGCAUUUCUUUAGCGACAUCACCCAGCUAAGAGUGGCGUAUAAUGUCUACCUUGCUGUUUAUGCUGCAGCCCACGCCCUUCACAGCCUACUCUCCUGCCCCAGUGGAAACAUCCCCCCUCAAAACAACGUCUCUUCUUGUUCCUCUCCAAAACACAUCAGAACUGUAGAGUUAUUGCAACACUUAAACACAGUGAAUCUCACAACACCACAAGGAGAAGUGCUUUAUUUCCAAGGAGGUGACCCCCCAGCAAAGUAUGACCUUGUGAACUGGCAGAACACACCCAAGGGGACACUAAAACUUGUUGUUGUCGGUCAUGUAGAUGGUUUUGACCUCCACCUUAAUGAGUCAGCUAUUCAGUGGAGCACAGGAUCAAAUCAGGUGCCUGAUUCAGUGUGCAGUAAAAGCUGUCCCCCAGGUACAUGGAUGGCAGAUAGGAAAGGGGAACCUGUCUGUUGUUUUGACUGUUUCCCAUGUGCUGAAGGGGAGAUUAGCAAUAAAACUGAUUCACUUCAGUGUGAGCAGUGUCCGUCUGAGUUCUGGUCUAAUGCUGAAAGAAUUGCCUGCAUCCCUCGCCAGCUGGACUUUCUUUCCUUUAAUGAAACUUUGGGCAUUACUCUCACGACAGCAGCUGUGUCUGGUGUCACUGUGACAACCGCUGUCUUUGUCGUGUUUCUUUUCUACCGUCAAACACCUAUGGUACGAGCCAACAAUUCAGAGCUGAGCUUCCUCCUUCUUCUGUCGCUCAAGCUCUGCUUCCUGUGCUCGCUUGUGUUCAUUGGCCGCCCGUCAGUCUGGUCCUGCCGGUUUCAGCAAGCUGCAUUUGGGAUCAGCUUUGUGCUUUGUGUUUCUUGCCUCCUGGUAAAAACCAUUGUGGUUCUGGCUGUUUUCCGCUCAGCUCGGCCUGGUGCUGAAACUUUAAUGAAGUGGUUUGGCCCUGGGCAACAGAGAGGAAGUGUCUGCUUCUUUACCUGUAUACAGGUUAUCAUCUGCGUUAUAUGGCUGUCUCUCAGUCCCCCCAGGCCUCAAAGUGAUCUUGGUUUUCAAGGGUCAAAGGUCACCUUGGAGUGCACCAUGGAGUCUGUCGUGGGCUUCUCACUUGUCCUAGGCUACAUUGGCCUGCUGGCCUGUACUUGCCUCCUCUUGGCUUUUCUUGCUCGUAAACUUCCAGACAACUUCAAUGAGGCCAAACUCAUCACCUUCAGCAUGCUGAUUUUCUGCGCUGUUUGGGUGGCCUUUGUGCCUGCUUACAUUAGCUCUCCAGGGAAGUAUGUUGUUGCUGUGGAAGUUUUUGCAAUACUUGCCUCUAGCUAUGGUUUACUGCUUUGCAUUUUUGCCCCCAAAUGUUUCAUUAUUCUUUUGAGGCCUGAGAAGAACACAAAGAAACAUCUUAUGGCUCGAUAGUUUUUUUUUUCUUAUUCGAAUGUGAGUGUAGAAUUCUUUUUACAUUUGUCUUUUAUUAAUAACUGAAUUGAAUUAGAAAAAGUAGUGGUGUUCUACUGCUAGUAAAUAAUCGAGGAGAGAAUCCAAUAUAAAUGCAAUUAUGUGUUCUGUAUCAGUGUAUUUAGUGGUUCUUUUUUGCCAAGUUUUGAUUAA